This is a messenger RNA of Osmia bicornis bicornis, 1387 nucleotides long. RefSeq lists its product as uncharacterized. The record is from RefSeq and is a predicted model, not a curated record. The transcript is spliced from 2 exons. Lineage: Eukaryota; Metazoa; Arthropoda; Insecta; Hymenoptera; Megachilidae. Bases 16 to 381 code for a protein of 121 amino acids.
GUCUUUCUCUCGGUUAUGGGACACCCUGCUAAGGAGAUAAUGGAAAACUCUUGGACAGCACUGGCGCAGGUACUUACUCUUUCUGGGCCAGGUUCUCGAGUACGCUCGGUUCACACGACGGGGGUUGUACAUCGAGAUCGAGGUCAUCGGAUGGCCUGGUAUUUCGCUGCAGAUCUGCUCGGAGGUUGCUCUAACACGGCCAGGCUCGAUCAUGUGUUCUUGAACGAUGAAUCUGAAACGAUCGGGUUAUUAGAACCGGCUCGUGUCUCGGUUCCGUUAGGCUACUUACUUGUUUCUGAACUGGAUCGUUGCGUGACAAAAUUUCUCGGCAUUGGCCAUGAUUCACAUACAAAUGUCUCUACUAGUUCACGAUGCAAGUGAAAAUCAACAGAGUUCAAGGGGAGAGAGAGAUUUUUAUUUCUGAAGAAAAACCAUCACCUUAUAAGACCUAUAAUUGAUCAUCUUGCGAUCUUGAUACAGAUUCAAGAGAUAAACAGUCUCAAGAAGAAACUGAUUACUAAUUAAAAUGAUAACAGAAAUGAUUUGCAAGAUUUGCAAGAUAUAAUAAUUGAUUAUUAUAUUGAAUAAUCUUUUCUUACGAUUUACGUCCAUUCUUACAUAAUUGAAAUUAUAAAACUGAUAUCAGUUAAGCAUCUGAGUUUCGAAAUUCUUAUUUUUAUGUUUGUUCAUGAUUCAUUUAUAAGAAUAUAAUUUCUUGUAAGCUAUCAAAUGAUUCAUUCACCUUACUAUCUAAAUGACCCAACAAUGUCGUUUUAUAUCCAUAAUUUCAAUUAAACAGAUUUUGAAGAGCUAUCUAACGUGAUAAUGAACGAGAACGAGAACACGUUUCUUUGUGUUUGCUGUUCGGUUAUCAAUCGACGAUUAGAACGAUAGUACAUUUUGCGGAUGUAGACGACCACGAUUUUGUGGUUGAAUUUCGGAAAGCAUUUUCCACGUUGGUAGAAAGCCAAAGUGCAAGCCGAAUUCUGGCAGCCUGCCAUUUCUUGCGGAUCUGUAUUAUCCUGGUACCAGGUUUCGAGUUGCAGCUUUUGAUUAAUAUGCAGCGCGUUCAAAGCGUGUGCGUCAAUUGAAAAGGAUUCCUAAAUCAAUGAAAAAUAAUUGAAUUAAUAAAGAAUUACGUAUUUAUAUCAAAAAAAUAUUUCUUUCAUUUACAUCAAAUUUGUGAUGUUGAUUUAUAUUUUCUAUUUCCAAAAUAUGCAUCUGUACGAUACGAUCCACAGAGGUGGAAAAGAAUACUCUUUUGGCAGAGGAACGGGUCGUUUGCAAUUUGUGGGACAAAGGGAGCGUAGCAGAGUAAAGUGGAAUAGCUGUAGCUUUUUGUACGCGACGACAGAGAGAAUAAAAUGUACCAUGACAAUCGUUACCU